Molecule: messenger RNA, 2089 nt
Organism: Patiria miniata (bat star)
Lineage: Eukaryota; Metazoa; Echinodermata; Asteroidea; Valvatida; Asterinidae
Product: lactose-binding lectin l-2-like
Exons: 1
Coding region: 341-1060 (239 amino acids)
Source: RefSeq, a predicted model, not a curated record
UGUGACAACGUUGCCAUGACUACGCUUAAAAAAUGCAUGUUACUAAUCCUACGCGAAUUAUUUCCUCAUCAAUAAGUGACUGCCGUGACCUCCCGUGAGGCUAUUCAAACUGUUGACUUUCAGGCCCGCUAGUUGAGAAUCUGCAGUGUGGCUGGCAUUGGCAUUUGCAGUUUCCGCAUACAAGAGCAUCGCUUAUUAUAACGGUGCCCAUUAUGACGCUGUCAUUUUGUCAACACGUAAACCUUUCGAUAGUCUACUGAGUUUUCCUCCUCUCGUGUCUAUCCUGUCGCAACAACUUGUUGUCAUAUUUUACAAAACUCAUUGUGUUGACAGUGUUAAGAUGAUAUUAACAUUUCUCCUGUUGUCGUGUUUCAUUCUACACACGAGCAGCCAGUUUGCUUGUCCCGCGGGAUGGACCCAACACGCUGAGUUCUGUUACUUGAUGAUCACCACACCUAAAUUGACUUGGUCCGAGGCCGAUGGUCGCUGCCGAGCGGCUGGCGGUGAAUUGGCCUUGCCCGUAACGAGGGAAGAGAUACGUUUUCUUUGGACCAUGUUCCGGGCGCAAAAUCUGAGCGAGUCCGAGCUGCAACCCUCCGGGGGGAUCUGGCUGGGCUGUCGGCGGACCGCCGCCGGGCUGUGGGGCUGCUCAAAUACCCCCACGCUAGAUUUCGCAUGGUGGAUGGGCGGUCAGCCUGACGGUGGCGACUGUGUGGUGAUGUGGCACCACGAGGCCAGGUGGUCCGAUGCCGAAUGCGAGACGGCGAGGUUCACCGCGUGCCAGCGGCGAGGCCGGGUGGAGUGUGCGCGGCAGGGCCGGUGCCAUCAGCGGGGCGGCCCGGGGCACCAGAUCCACGGCUGCCUGCUGAACCACGUCCUGAGAGAAGUCCAAGUCCAAGACCCCGCCAUGUGCUGUAUCAAGUGCGUCGACGACCCGCGAUGCCGCUCCUUCAACCUCGUUGGGAGUACAUGCCAACUCAACACAGCCCAGCGUUCUGACGUCAACUUCAAUGGAGAGACUGCAACCAACGACACUUGCGUUUAUUACGAAAUCGACUAGAUGUUCAUGAAUAUUGACACUGUCCAAUAAUUGACACUGAGCAACUAUAAAGAUAUUCAAUUUGGAAAACAACAAACUUCAUUGUUUCAAAUCGGAGAACUUGCUAGCAAACUUUUUUUAGGGGACCUGGAGGAACUUGAGCCGAUUCAAGUUGAAUCCAUAUUCCGUGCUCUCUAAAAAAAGAAUUGGAUUUUUUUUCACAUGACAAAUUGCAGUUUGUAUGUAUGUUUUGUUGUCAACUCAACACAGCCCAGCGCUCUGACGUCAACUUCAAUGGAGAGACUUCAACUAACGACACUUGCGUUUAUUACGAGGUCGACUACAUGUACGUGAAUAUUGACACUUUUCAAUUAUGGUUGAGAGAAACUAUAAAGACGUUCAAUUUUGAAAACAACAAACUUCAUUGUUUCUAAUCGGGGAACUUUUUAGGGGAUCUGGAGGGAUAAAAUGAGCCAAUUCAAGUUGCAUCCAUACCCCGUGCUCUCGAAAAAAAAUAAUGAUUUUUUCUCCUAACAAAUUGCAGUUUGUUUGUAUAUAGGCCUAUGUUUUGUUUUAACGGAAAAAGCUACUUAAACCGAUUUUUGGCGUCUGCGACCUCUGAAUCCUGGAAAGGCCCGGGCAAUCCAUUCUGUGCGAAAAACGAAUCAGCCUUGCGAGAGCUGCAUUAUUGUCUGGUAGCUAAUGAAUUCGAAUUUUGUGAAGAAAUAAUACAAUAAGUAAACGUCAGUGCAGUUUUUUUUCGUUCGAUGUCUCAUUCAAAAGUGAAAAGCCUUUAAAUUCCAGGAAAAUAGCAAUUUAUUUGUCCAGGUCAAACUCGAAAAUAAGCUUUCAUCUUUAAAUGAGGAAAAGGAUACUCUUUGCAACAAUUGGGGGAUAUAAUGACGAUGUUGUAUUUUUUUCAACGAAGACUACUAGGCCCAUAACUUAAUUGUGGUCAAAGAAUAUAUUUAGAUUGAUUUCUUCAAAAUGUGUUCGCUUAUAUAUUAUAGUUCGAAAAAAUAAUUGUUAUUUUAGACGCUAGAGGGCAGC